UGUUCCCCUGCGGCCCCGACUCCAGGGAAUGGGAAUAUUUUGAUGGGAAAUGUUAUUACUUCUCCCUAACGAGAACGAACUGGUACAAGGCCAAGGCUCGCUGUGAAGAGAUGCACUCCCACUUGGCCAUCAUCAACAGCUACGCCAAGCAGAAUUUUGUCAUGUUCAGGACCAGGAAUGAGCGGUUCUGGAUCGGGCUCACGGAUGAGAAUUCGGAAGGGGAAUGGGAAUGGAUCGACGGCACCGACUACAAAACCACAUUCACAUUUUGGAAGCAAGGGGAACCCAACAACAGCGGCAACAACGAGGAUUGCGCCCACAUCUGGAUCUCCGGGGAGUGGAACGACGUCUACUGCACCUACGAGUGCUACUACGUCUGUGAAAAACCUCUGCCCAACUGA
Mesitornis unicolor (brown roatelo) is the source of this 401-nucleotide messenger RNA. Its product is annotated as hepatic lectin-like. The annotation marks the transcript as partial. The record is from RefSeq and is a predicted model, not a curated record. The transcript has 3 exons. Lineage: Eukaryota; Metazoa; Chordata; Aves; Mesitornithiformes; Mesitornithidae.